UUACAGAUACUAUCCAAGCACAAAAACAUUGAUAACACCUAAAACUCCUAAUAUAAUCACAACAUGAAGUAUGAACACACCAAAAAAGCAAGAAAAUAUUCCUUACUUCCAUUCCACUUAAUCUCCUUUCUCUACCAUACUUUUUUCACCUUUAUAUCAAUUCUGACCAUUCUUUAAUCUUCUUCACUUUUUGGCCGGUUGUUUGUCUAUCAUCACACUUCUGUCAUCCAAUUCCAUCUAGAUUCCUUAGCCCAUUACACUCAUCUUUUCCACCCCUUAUAAAUUCUUGCCUCAAGUUAUAAUUUUGGUAAUCAAAUCAAAAUUCUUCACAUGUAAGUAAAAACAAAAUAUUAUCAUUUGAUCCCCUCAUAAAAUGGAUACAACUUAUGCUUCCUCAAACCAUGGAACUUCACAAAGAUCACUAGCUAUGAUAUUGGCUCUAGCCUCAGCUAUUGUGUUAUCUCCUUUAUAUGUGAAUCCAAAGAGUGAUAGGAGAUAUUAUGAAUCAAAAUGGAGCUAUGGUUUUGUUCUGCCUAUGGUUCUUGCUGGACUUAUAAUUGCUAUUAAAAAAACCUCUUCAUCAAGGUCUUCUUCUUAUGUGUCAUCAUCUACAAGUACUUCUUUCUUACCUUCUCAUGAUCCUUCUUUGGUGCUUAGAAUUGGAAGCUCUUCUUGGGGAUUAGCUGGGGUUUUGGUUAUGCUCAUGCUUGUUCUUCAUUGGCAAGCAUCCUUUCAAGAGUUCCUGUGGAAAUAGUUAUAGAUAUGAUGAAGGUUUUAAAUCACAGUCACAAUUGUGGCCACAUCCUGAUAUUUGAUAUUAUAGAAAAUUACGGUCAUAUAUAUUUUAUACGACCUAUAUUGCAGGCGUAUUUUGGUUGUGGAUAUAUCAGCUUCUAUAUUAUAUUUAAGUUGUUUAUUUUUAAGACAAACUGUCCCAAAAUCUAUUGAUCUGACAAAAUUUUAAAAUUAUGUCAUGUAUCUUUUUUUUCAGAUUUAUUUUGCACCUACACGUUUGAAAAUAAAAAAUAGAAUAAAACGUUUUGUACCAAGUAACAAUUUUUAAGAUUCUAGGCAUUUGUAAUUAAUUGGUCAAAUUUGGUUGUAAUGCAAAUCCAAUAAAGUUUUUAAAAUGAAUGGGGACUGUAUUACAUUUGCGUUUGGAA
Molecule: messenger RNA, 1163 nt
Organism: Cicer arietinum (chickpea)
Lineage: Eukaryota; Viridiplantae; Streptophyta; Magnoliopsida; Fabales; Fabaceae
Source: RefSeq, a predicted model, not a curated record